AUGGCAAGCAAGCUAGAAAUCCAAACUGAACUUGAAGUUGGUAUUGAGGCUCUUUGGAAUGCUAUAACAAAGGAUAAACUCGAUCUUCUUCGCAAAGCAGCACCACAGCUGUUGACUGAUGCACAGGUGAUUGAGGGUGAUGGAGGCCUUGGUACCCUCACCACCAUUGAUAUCAGUGCUGCUGCUCCUCAUGUUCCACCUUUCAAGGAGAAGAUAGUGGAGUUUGAUGAAGCCAACCAUGCUGUGAGCUUCCAGGGGAUAGAAGGAGGCUUUCUGAAGCUAGGGUUUACUCAUUAUAACGUAUCUUUCAAGCUUGAUGACUUGGCCAAUGGCAAAAUCUUGGCAAAAACCACUAUAACAUAUGAGUUGGAAAAGGACAUUGAUGGCACUCAACUUGUGGAAGAGUUCUCCAAUUUUGCAGUCGAGUAUCUCAAAACUGUGGCCACCUAUCUGCAGAAGGCCAGUUAG
This is a messenger RNA of Dendrobium catenatum, 468 nucleotides long. Its product is annotated as phytohormone-binding protein CSBP-like. Gene Ontology annotation, biological process: defense response; abscisic acid-activated signaling pathway. The transcript is spliced from 2 exons. Gene Ontology annotation, molecular function: protein phosphatase inhibitor activity; signaling receptor activity; abscisic acid binding. The record is from RefSeq and is a predicted model, not a curated record. NCBI's taxonomy places the organism in Eukaryota, Viridiplantae, Streptophyta, Magnoliopsida, Asparagales, Orchidaceae. Gene Ontology annotation, cellular component: cytoplasm; nucleus. The coding region runs from base 1 to 468 and encodes 155 amino acids.